CGACAUCAUCACCUCCACCUCUUGAACUCUUUGCCGGCGCCUGCAACCCUGUUCUUCGCAGUUGCGCGACCUAUGAGCUUUGCGCUAUCGUCAGCGGACGUCUUUUGAGAUGGGGCCCGAUUCGGCGGCUUUCGUGUCAAGCUUCGCGGUUACUUUCGUUCGUCAGUGCCGCAGCUAGCUUCAAGUGCACUUCCCUUCUUCGAGUAGCCUCGCAAGCUUUGUGGUGUCCUUUGCGUGUCCUGAAGUGAUCUUUAUCUUUGUGUGCUUGUUUUCACGACCGUAACUCCUUUCGUCUCAAGCUUGCCCAAUCUCGACUUCAAACCCUCUACAACGUCUCAUCACACGGCACCAUGGCAUCUAGCAAGGGCGCAGACGCCUCCACGGUUCCUGUCCUCAAAGAUCUCACAAUCGAGAACAUCACCGAGAAUGUGCACCGAAUAAACUCGCAAUGCGCAGACCCGCGCCUCAAGUACGUCAUGGAGCGUUUGGUGUCGCAUCUACACGACUUCGCACGCGAGACGCGGCUGAGCUUCGAUGAGUGGAUGGCAGGCAUACAGUUUCUUACGCAGGUAGGACAGAUAUGCACAGACGUGCGACAGGAAUUCAUCCUUCUUUCAGACAUAGUCGGUCUCUCUCUCCUCGUAGACUCUAUAGACCAUCCCAAACCGGCCUCCUCCACCGAAGGCACAGUCCUCGGUCCGUUCCACACGCACGACGCACCCUCCGACUCCAACGGCACCUCCAUCUCUGCCGAUCCCGACGGCGAGUCCCUGCUCGUCCUCUGCACGGUCAAAACUACGCACGGCGAGCCCGUAUCAGACGUCAAGAUCGACGUGUGGGAAACAGACUCCCAUGGCAAAUACGACGUGCAGUAUGAGAACAGGGGUGACAAAGCAGAUGGCCGUGCGGUUAUAAGGAGUGACAAGGAUGGUGUGUUCUGGUUCAAGGGUAUCGUACCCGUACCGUAUCCAAUUCCCAAUGACGGGCCUGUUGGCAAGUUGCUCGAAAAAUUGGGUAGGCAUUGCUGGAGGCCGAGCCAUAUGCAUUUCAUGUUUGAGAAGGAGGGUUUCGAUAACUUGGUUACGGCAUUGUAUGUCCGUGGUUCCGACUACGAGACCUCCGACGCCGUCUUUGGUGUCAAAGAAUCUCUCAUUGUCAGCUUAGAUACCGUGACAGCUGAACAGGCCAAGGAGUAUGACGUCAAAGAAGGAUCGAAAUUGCUCAAAUACGAUUUCGUGUUGGUAACGGAUGAAGAGACGAAGCAAUUACGACAUGACGAAGCGGUAAAAGCAAUGAAGAUGUUGGGAAGAGAGGGAAUGAUGAUAGUCAAUGGACUGCCCGUGCCUGAGGUCGACUAGUUUGCAAAUCAAAAU
Molecule: messenger RNA, 1373 nt
Organism: Alternaria rosae
Lineage: Eukaryota; Fungi; Ascomycota; Dothideomycetes; Pleosporales; Pleosporaceae
Product: Intradiol ring-cleavage dioxygenase
Exons: 3
Coding region: 351-1358 (335 amino acids)
Biological process (GO): catechol-containing compound metabolic process
Molecular function (GO): ferric iron binding; catechol 1,2-dioxygenase activity
Source: RefSeq, a predicted model, not a curated record